This is a messenger RNA of Halteromyces radiatus, 306 nucleotides long. RefSeq lists its product as uncharacterized. NCBI's taxonomy places the organism in Eukaryota, Fungi, Mucoromycota, Mucoromycetes, Mucorales, Cunninghamellaceae. Gene Ontology annotation, cellular component: U4/U6 x U5 tri-snRNP complex; catalytic step 2 spliceosome; Lsm1-7-Pat1 complex. The transcript has 3 exons. The record is from RefSeq and is a predicted model, not a curated record. Gene Ontology annotation, molecular function: RNA binding. Gene Ontology annotation, biological process: P-body assembly; mRNA splicing, via spliceosome. The coding region runs from base 1 to 306 and encodes 101 amino acids.
AUGGCCGAUACUCUUCAUCCUAAUACAGACGUAGGUGCUGUUGAAGAACCUUUAGAUCUUGUUCGGUUAUCAUUGGAUGAAAGAAUAUAUAUCAAACUUCGUGGUGAUCGUGAACUUCGUGGUGUUUUGCAUGCAUAUGAUGGUCAUUUGAACAUGGUUCUUGGCAAUGUAGAAGAAACUAUUACCAUUGUUGAUGUCAAUGAAGACACUUUCCAAGAAGUCAUUAGAACUGUGAAACGAACUUUUGAUAUGUUGUUUGUUCGUGGCGAUGGUGUUAUUUUAGUAUCUCCACCUUCAAGAACCUAA